CGAACGCAAAACUCGUGAAUUCCACAAUCAAUCUUAUCAAAAUUCAUCAAUAAAACAACAUCCAAACCAGAAAUCCAGCCCCUUAUCACGAUUUCCCCCUGAAACUGUAAAUUCUCACAAAAAAACACAAUAAGUCCAUAAGUCAACCAACUCCAGCGGCACACAGACCAUUUGAGUAGCAAAGAAGACUGCAAAACAAUAGCAAAAAAAUAAAAUACAAAAAAAAAACUUAAUUUUAGUGAUUUUUAAGAUUUUGAAGCGACAAGAGAACAAAAUAGAAUUAAAUUUUAAGAUAAUCUCGAAUGGCCAACACAAAUUCAAUGAAGCAAAUUGCUUUGACAUGCUCUGGCCACACACGUCCCGUGACCCAUUUAGACUUUAGCGACAUCACAGAAAGUGGAAAUAGUUUCCUAAUUUCAGCCUGCAAAGAUGGAAAGCCAAUGCUACGUCUCGGUGAUACUGGCGAUUGGGUCGGAACGUUUGAGGGACAUAAAGGUGCUGUUUUUGGUGUAGGACUAAAUCGUAAAGCGACUUUAGCUGCUUCAGGUGCUGCUGAUUUUUCAGCAAAACUCUGGGACGCCAUCUCAGGCGAAGAAAAGUGUAACUAUCAACAUAACCAUACAGUUAAAUCGGUGGCAUUUGACGAAGACAGCACUCACCUAUUAACCGGCAACAACGAGAAGCUCAUAAGAGUCUUUGACCUUAAUCAACCGUCAACAAAUCCAGCUGUAGAAAUUUAUGCAGGACAUUCUGGUGCUAUUAAGCGCGCUCUCUUCUGUCGUAACGAUAAAUGCAUUAUCAGCUGUGCUGAGGACAAGGCAAUUCGCAUUUGGGAUCGAUCAAGUGGACAAGAGAUUCAUCACAUAGAUUUUCCAUGUAAUCCAAGUAACAUUGAGAUUUCUAGAGACGGAAGUAUUUUGACUAUAGCGAAUGGAAUGAAUGUUACUUUUUAUGAGGCAAACUCGUGGAAUAAGAUUAAGGAGGUUGCAGUUCCAUCGAAGUUGGCUGACGCGAGUCUUCAUCCUGACAAAUUGGCUGGUAUCCUGGGCCUUAGUGAUCUAAAGCUGGGUAUUCUGGGACUUAAUGAUUCAAGGCUGAAUAUUAUGGUUCUUAAUGAUCCAAAGCUGAAUAUUUUUGCUCUUAAUGAUUCAAGGCUGGGUAUCCUGGGUCUUAAUGAUCAUAAGCUGGGUGUCCUAGGCCUUAGUGAUCCAUGGCUGGGCAUUUUCGGACUUAAUGAUCCAAGGCUGAAUAUUAUGGUUCUUAAUGAUCCAAGGCUGAAUAUUAUGGUUCUAAAUGAUCCAAGGCUGAAAAUUAUGGUUUAUAAUGAUUCAAAGCUGGGUAUUCUGGGUCUUAAUGAUCAAAAGCUUUGUAUCCUAGGCCUUAGUGAUACAAGGGUGGGUAUCUUGGGACUUAAUGAUCCAAGGCUGAAUAUUAUGGUUUAUAAUGAUUCAAGGCUGGGUAUUCUGGGUCUUAAUGACCUAAAGCUGGGUGUCCUGGGACUUAGUGAUCUAAAGCUGGGUAUCCUGGGGUUUAAUGAUCCAAAGCUGAAUAUUAUGGUUCUUAAUGAUUCAAGGCUGGGUAUCCUGGGUCUUAGUGAUUCAAUGCUGGGUAUACUUGGUCUUAAUGAUCAAAAGCUUUGUAUCCUAGGCCUAAGUGAUCCAAUGUUUGUCUGCGGUGGUGAAGACUUUAAAAUCUACAAAUUCGACUAUAUGACCGGCAAUGAGAUCCAAUCAUUCAAAGGACACUUCGGACCAGUUCAUUGCAUUUCCUUCUCGCCAGACGGUGAACUUUAUGCAAGUGGAUCAGAGGACGGAACUUUGAGGUUGUGGCAAACGACAGUUGGAAAGACUUAUGGUUUGUGGAAGUGCAUUAAUGGCCCUGAAGGUGAAGUAACUAUGAAUAAUUCAGCUCCAAGGGAAGUGACUGCAAAUUGAAAAGAAUUUUUUUUUCGAGAAUCUAAAAAAUAAAAAUUGAUAAAAAUUUGAUGAAAUUUUCUGAUCUUUUUAAUCUUUAAAGGAAGUAAAAUUUGAUAGAGAAAGUAUCGGAAAAAUGAUAAUAAGCUGUAAUUAUUAAUUUAUGAAUAAAG
Messenger RNA from Chironomus riparius, 2086 nucleotides. The record is from the annotation of a GenBank genome assembly. NCBI's taxonomy places the organism in Eukaryota, Metazoa, Arthropoda, Insecta, Diptera, Chironomidae.